GCGUGUGGCGGAAGAGGAUAUGACGUACUCACCGGUUUCAAUUGUUGGUCCUGCAAUUUCACCGUGGUUCGAUUGUUUUGCUCCACGUUUUUUUUGUGGCCUUUCUUUCAAGAAGUCCAACGACUUUUCUUGGGCGAGGCGGCCGCUGGCAGCAGCAGAAGAAGCAGAAGCAUGUCUACUGCGCUGGAAAGCUACAUUAACCGUACGGUGGCCAUCGUGACGUCAGACGGCAGAAUGAUUGUGGGCACGCUGAAGGGCUUCGACCAGACCAUCAACCUGAUCCUGGACGAGAGCCACGAGCGCGUGUUCAGCUCGGGUCAGGGCGUGGAGCAAGUGGUUCUGGGACUUUACAUCGUGCGGGGAGACAACGUGGCCGUGAUCGGCGAGAUCGACGAGGAGACCGACUCCACGCUGGACCUGGGCAACAUCCGGGCCGAGCCGCUCAACUCGGUGGUCCACUGACACCUCCGACGUGUUGUUUUUCUUCGAUUUUUGAUGGACUUCAUGUUCUCUUCCAUGACCUUUUAUGCUCUCAGUGCUUUAAUAAAGUUUGUGAAUUUUGGACAA
Syngnathus typhle (broad-nosed pipefish) is the source of this 567-nucleotide messenger RNA. RefSeq names its product LSM8 homolog, U6 small nuclear RNA associated (gene lsm8). The transcript has 4 exons. Gene Ontology annotation, cellular component: U6 snRNP; precatalytic spliceosome; U4/U6 x U5 tri-snRNP complex. Bases 172 to 462 code for a protein of 96 amino acids. Gene Ontology annotation, molecular function: RNA binding. Gene Ontology annotation, biological process: mRNA splicing, via spliceosome. The record is from RefSeq and is a predicted model, not a curated record. NCBI's taxonomy places the organism in Eukaryota, Metazoa, Chordata, Actinopteri, Syngnathiformes, Syngnathidae.